AUGCCUCCCCAGACAAAACCCCGCAGAUUUCUCCCCGAGCCAGUGGAGGAAACUGUCCGGAGGUCUGGGAAGCACAACGUUGAGCAUGUAGAAGACCCCAUGGACAUUGAUGGGCCCACUGGAUCCUCGAGUCAAGAUUCUCAAUGCUCCCACUUCGACGAUCCUACACUGCCUGGCGCCCCAAACAGCAGACCCUUGGCCACAAGAAGACGCUUUGUACCUGAGCCGGUAGAGACUACCAUACACAGUUCAAGAAGAAAGUUCGUCCCUGAACCCAUCGAAACAAGUACGCGGACGAGCAAGGACAAGGAGAAGCCUCAAGACGAAGCAUCCUCCAAACCUCGCCGGAGAUUUGCCCCAGAGCCUGUUGAGACCUCCACAAGAAGUAACAGGGACAAGAAGUCGGAGGACGCAGAAAACACUCGUCCUCGUCGAAAAUUCGCUCCAGAAGCUAUCGAAACCACAUCCACCUCAAGGAGAAGACGUGACACGGAUUCGGACGACCCCGGUGAAGAACCUCCAACUGCUGGCUCAAUUGGCUCAAGCAGGUCCUCGUCAGGACCGCGCAAGUGGCAGCCGGAGCUGUUAGAAACCGCCAAAGGUUCCUACCGACGCGUACAUCCCCCAUCUCCCAAGGAAUCUAAAGAGUCCCCUCCAAGCCGGCCCCCACCGGCACCCUUAUUGAAAAUGGAUGUGGUUGACGUGGAACCCAAGGUUGAAGAGUCGCGCUUUUCUGCUGCUGCUCUGGCUCGCAGGAAUCCCGAAGCACAGCGCCAGCAUUCGUUCCAGGUGCCAGAUCUGCCUAUGAUAGAGUCAACGACGGAAGAAGAUGAGUCAGACGAAACUCCAUCGCUAAGUGACUCUCCGUCUUCAACAGAGGCAGAACAUCUCAGAAAAGACACCAAUCGGACUCCUGCUGCACAAGACAGCUAUACCGAGUAUGUACUUCGGUUGGCCGCUGAUACAGUGACCGAGAAAGAGUUACAAGAACAGGCCAUGGCUGCCUAUAUCAACGAACGGCCACAUGAGCCCGUGGAUCAUUUCGCCAUAGAGGAGGACGAAGAUGGGCCGCUUCCUGUGCCGAUGUUCCAUGGUGAGAAGGGUACCGAUGCCCGCACUUUCCGACGAUCCUCGGCCGCAGAAUUGACCUUGGAGCUCGAGGGUAUGCGGAAACACCAUGAACGACUGGAGAAGGGAAAACAAAAAGUGAAAUCAGACACCGUUGGGGCCAGCCGAUUCAGCGCCGCGGCUCUGACAACACGGCAUAAGCUAGAAGCCCAGUCAACUAAGAAGCCAAAGAAACCUAGGGCUCUCGAUGAAGAGACUGAACUUGCAAAGAUGAUGGCUGCUGCUACCCCACCAAUGCUGGGGAAAGACCUCACGUUCCCUUACACGAUAUCGCCCAAGAUGACACGGUGCGAUCCUGACCAGCCACCACGACCGCGUAACGCCGAGGAUAGUCACGCUGAAGUUUGUCCAGGUAGCCCACAUCUCUGGAUUUCUGACACAAGACCCAACUUAGACACAGGUGCAGGUCUGUGGAUGGGUAUGUGUCAGGGUGCAAUGUGGCAACCUUCGAGUGCGCAGAACGGGUUGCGCAGUGGACUUCAAACACCCGCCCCACAGACUCCGGCACGAGAAAUGCACAAUCCCUUCGAGGCCAUGUUCUCGGGGAAUUCGUCGACGCCGGGUCGAGGGACACUGACCCCUGCGAUUCGACGACGGCCAGCGUCGGGAAUAUCCUUUCUUCCUCUAACACCGCCUCGCAGUCAAGACGGGGACGACUUCACCAACACGAUUGAUAGGAAAUUGCAGCUGGAGAAGAAAAUCGAGGAAGAAUUCCCACCAGGCGUCAUCACGCAGAUCUACAACUAUUUGAGUCUUGGAUACCCUAGUCUUGCACAUAUGUUUGAUGAGGAGUUGAGCAAGAUCAGCAGGGUACCUCUGGAGGAAUUGCGGAAGGAUGACUACCUUGUCGAUGCCAAGGGUUAUGUCGGCGCUCCUGAGGGUGACGGCGCUGAAGAACGUGAAGUCAUCGGUGGCAAGUGCAAACGCUGGGAGGCUCUGAGGUUAUAUGUGCAUGAAUGGGCUCGGCAGAGUCCGAAUUUUGCGGAUGAUCGUCGGCGUGCUGCUCUUGGGGCAAACGAAGAUUGGGGAGCGAGAGCAAGGAAGGGUAGUUGGGGUCAGUAA
Exophiala viscosa is the source of this 2190-nucleotide messenger RNA. RefSeq lists its product as uncharacterized. The record is from RefSeq and is a predicted model, not a curated record. Lineage: Eukaryota; Fungi; Ascomycota; Eurotiomycetes; Chaetothyriales; Herpotrichiellaceae. The transcript has a single exon. Bases 1 to 2190 code for a protein of 729 amino acids.